Molecule: messenger RNA, 880 nt
Organism: Protobothrops mucrosquamatus (brown spotted pit viper)
Lineage: Eukaryota; Metazoa; Chordata; Lepidosauria; Squamata; Viperidae
Product: dymeclin
Exons: 9
Biological process (GO): Golgi organization
Cellular component (GO): Golgi apparatus
Source: RefSeq, a predicted model, not a curated record
CCCCCGGGAAACCGGAGCCGGAAGACUGAAAUUCAUCAAGCAAGACAAUUUAAAGUUCAGAAGGCUUUUCGUCCGUGACAUGAAACCCUGAAAAGUGCAGCCUGGAUUGAGGAGAAGAUGGGGGCAGCAAGCAGCAGCAUCCAUGACCUUCCAGAAAACGAAUAUUUAAAGAAACUGACAGGGCGAGAGUCCAUCUCCGAGAACGACCCCUUUUGGAAUCAGUUGCUUUCUUUUACCUUUACCAUCCCCACAAACAGUGCCGAGCUGAAACUCCUGGAAGAAGCUUCUGUGUCUGUCUGCAAGUCUUUAGUGGAGAAUAAUCCUCGGACAGGAAACCUUGCUUCGCUGGUUAAAGUCUUCCUUUCCAGAACCAAAGAAUUACAGAUUUCAGCAGAAUGUCAGAACCACCUCUUCAUCUGGCAGGCCCACAACGCCCUCUUCCUUAUUUGCUGCCUGCUGAAAGUUUUGAUCUGUCAGAUGCCGGAAGAGCAACUGCAGCUUCACUUCACCUAUGAGGAAAAAAACCCGGGCUCCUACGCAUCUGAAUAUGAAGAUCUUCUGGAAGAAUUGCUCUGCUGCCUCGUUCAGCUGAUUGUUGAGGUUCCUCUUCUAGACAUUACCUACGGCAUUUCACUGGAGGCUGUGACAACCCUGGUCGUUUUUCUGUCCUGUCAGCUUUUCCACAAGGAAAUUCUGCGGAAGAGCAUCAUUUAUCAGUAUCUCAUGCGCGGCCGAUGCCUCGCGUACACCAGCCGACUGGUGAAAACCUUGCUGUACAACUUCAUCCGUCAAGAGCGGAGCCCUCCUCCCAGCUCCCAUGUCUUCCAGCCGGAGUCCGAAGGAGGGGGACUACUAUACGGAAUCGCGUCAGGAGUAGCAA